AUGCUGUCAUGCACCACCAAGCUUGCCGAUCUCCCCUUCAAGCCAAAGGGAAUCAUUCUUUCCGGAGGACCAGCAUCCGUUUACGAUAAGGACGCACCUCAUGUUGAUCCUGCCAUUCUUGACCUUGGUGUCCCAGUCUUGGGUAUUUGCUACGGUUGCCAGGCACGUCUGUGCCUUCACCUCAUGCCAUCAGAGAUUGCGGAGAGCAGUUGGAGGAUUGCCGAAGAUACAAUACGAUCAAAGUUUUCAGAACGUGAGCUGAUCGACUCUUUGCAGGAGCUUGCUUGGAGAAUCGAUUCUGAGAAUGUUGCUGGUGGAAAAAUCCGAGAGUAUGGUCAUGCCGAUGUUACCAUUCACAACGGAGGAGACUCCCACGUCAACCGUCUCUUCGCUGGGUUGGGAGAGACGAUGCACGCUUACAUGAGUCACUUUGACAAGCUCGUCAAGCUGCCUGCCGGAUUUGAGGUUAUCGCAAGCACCCAGAACUCUGAGUUCGCCGGAAUCGCCCACCAGACCAAGCCCAUCUAUGGUGUCCAAUUCCACCCAGAGCUGGAACACACACCCCGUGGUAUUGAGAUCCUACGCAACUUCGCCACCGAGAUCUGCGGAGCCCAGCCCAAUUGGGAGAUGAAGGACUUCAUCAAGAAUGAGAUUGCUAGCAUCCGACACCUUGUUGGCGAUCGCGCUCAGGUUAUUGGUGCCGUCAGCGGCGGCGUUGAUUCGACGGUUGCCUCCAAGCUGAUGCGAGAGGCAAUUGACCUCAAGGUCCCUCAUUUUCGUGAUUGGGAGGCUAACGUAGAUCCAGGGGACCGCUUUCACGCAAUCCUCGUCGACAAUGGAUUCAUGCGUCUCAACGAGUGCGAACAGGUCAAAGAGACUCUUGACAAGCAUCUCGGCAUCAACCUGACCGUUGUCGACGGAGCUGAACUGUUCCUAAGCCGCCUCAAGGGUGUUAACGAUCCAGAGAAGAAGCGCAAGAUCAUCGGAGCUACCUUCAUCGAUCUUUUCCAACAAGAAGCCCUUCGGAUCGAGAAGGAGGCCGAAGACACCCCCAAUGCGGGCCCAGUCGAAUGGUUCUUGCAAGGCACUCUAUACCCUGAUAUUAUCGAGAGUGUCUCCUACAAAGGCCCAUCUUCAACUAUUAAAUCUCACCACAAUACUGGAGGCCUUCCUGACACUCUCAAGCUGAAACUGAUUGAGCCUUUAAAAGCUCUCUUCAAGGAUGAGGUGAGAGCGUUUGGCCGCGAGCUGGGCAUUCACAAAGACCUUGUGAAUCGCCAUCCUUUCCCCGGUCCCGGUCUCGCGAUCCGCAUCCUUGGAGAAAUCACAGACCAGCGACUUGCGUGCGCAAGAGCAGCCGACCAUAUCUUUAUCUCUGAGAUUAGAGCAGCUGGUAUAUACGACGAGAUGAGCCAAGCCUACGUUGCCAUCAGUCAAGACCGAGCUGUUGGUGUUCAGGGUGACGCGCGAGUUUACGGAUUCAUUGCUAUCCUUCGUGCCGUCAAAACCCUUGACUUCAUGAGCGCCGAGCCUUAUGAAUUUGACUUCGCCUUGCUCAAGAAGAUCUCGACGCGUAUCGUCAACGAGGUGGAGGGUAUCGCGCGUGUGACUUACGACCUUACAAGCAAGCCUCCCGGCACCAUUGAGAUGGAGUAA
Molecule: messenger RNA, 1656 nt
Organism: Trichoderma gamsii
Lineage: Eukaryota; Fungi; Ascomycota; Sordariomycetes; Hypocreales; Hypocreaceae
Product: GMP synthase
Exons: 22
Coding region: 1-1656 (551 amino acids)
Biological process (GO): GMP biosynthetic process
Cellular component (GO): cytosol
Molecular function (GO): ATP binding; GMP synthase (glutamine-hydrolyzing) activity; GMP synthase activity
Source: RefSeq, a predicted model, not a curated record